Messenger RNA from Pterocles gutturalis (yellow-throated sandgrouse), 1112 nucleotides. Its product is annotated as calsyntenin-2-like. Gene Ontology annotation, biological process: positive regulation of synaptic transmission; homophilic cell-cell adhesion; positive regulation of synapse assembly. The record is from RefSeq and is a predicted model, not a curated record. Gene Ontology annotation, cellular component: postsynaptic membrane; cell surface. The transcript has 6 exons. Lineage: Eukaryota; Metazoa; Chordata; Aves; Pterocliformes; Pteroclidae. The annotation marks the transcript as partial. Gene Ontology annotation, molecular function: kinesin binding; X11-like protein binding; amyloid-beta binding.
GUGAAAUCUGUGCUUUUAAAAUCCACGGACAAGAAAUGCCCUUCGAAGCUGUUGUGUUAAACAAGACAUCUGGAGAAGGUCGUCUUCGAGCAAAAAGUCCUAUUGACUGUGAACUGCAGAAGGAAUACACAUUCAUCAUCCAGGCGUAUGAUUGUGGAUCAGGACCAGGUGGAACAAACUGGAAGAAAUCUCACAAGGCAGUGGUCCAUAUCCAGGUAAAGGACGUCAAUGAGUUUUCACCAGCUUUCAAGGAGAGAGUGUAUAAGGCCACCGUGACAGAGGGAAAGAUCUAUGACAGCAUACUACAGGUGGAAGCAAUAGACGAGGACUGUUCUCCACAGUAUAGCCAGAUCUGCAAUUAUGAAAUUGUCACAACUGAUGUUCCUUUUGCCAUUGACAGAAACGGUAACAUCAGAAACACUGAGAAAUUGGACUAUGAUAAACAGCACCAGUAUGAGAUAAGGGCAACAGCUUUUGACUGUGGGCAAAAACAUGCAACAGAAGAUGUCUUAGUACGAGUUAAUGUCAAACCAGUGUGCAAACCAGGCUGGCAAGACUGGAACAAACGGAUUGAAUACAGGCCUGGUUCUGGCAGCAUACCUUUGUUUCCCAGCAUUCAUCUAGAAACGUGUGAUGGACCAGUUUCCUUGAUACACACCACCAUUGAAUUACAGACCAAUUACAUUGGAAAGGGCUGUGAUCGUGAAACGUACUCAGAAAAAUCUCUGCAGAAAUUAUGUGGAGCUUCCUCAGGUGCCAUUGACCUGUUACCAUCUCCCAGUGCAACAACUAACUGGACAGCUGGGCUUCUCAUGGAUAACAAUGACAUGAUUUUUAAAUUUGAUGGAAAGCAAGGAGCUAAAAUCCCAGAUGGAAUAGUCCCGAAGAACUUAACUGAUCAAUUCACCAUCAGUCUGUGGAUGAAACAUGGACCUAGUCCAGGAUUAAGAGCUGAGAAGGAGACUAUUCUUUGCAACUCUGACAAGACAGAGAUGAACCGACACCACUACGCCCUGUACGUGCACAACUGCCGAUUAGUAUUUCUGCUGCGCAAAGACUUUGAUCAGGCUGACACCUUUCGUCCUGCAGAGUUCCACUGGAAACUGGAUCAG